GCUGCAGCUGUGGGCGCUGGUAGGAAGCGUGGAGGAGCAAGCGGGUGAUCUCAGCACCCCCUGGUGCGCCUUCUGGCUGCCGCGAGCCCCCUGUGAACCGUUGCCGGAAGCCCAGGCCUGCAGGGAGCCUGAGCUUUUCCCUCUUUCUGCCCUGCUGUCCUUGGUGGCCCGUCCAUCUGAUGCGCCGUUGAAGGGUGGAUGGGAAAGCUGCAUGGGGAGGGGUGAGUGGUCCCAGGUUCCCACUCUUGGAUCACUGACUGGCAAAGUGUGGAGGACCCAAGAGAGGACAGGCCAAGCCUCCAGGUGUUUCUCCUACAAUACAUGUGUUAACGUUUACAGAUGCUCUGCCAGCAGUAAAGUUGGCUUCAGGUGGGCAAGUAAUGGCAAUUCUUCACUUGGAGGCACCUGCAGAGGUUUGUUACUUCGGAGGGAAGCCAGUCCCGAGAUGGAUAGGAAGCAGUAAUCCGGAACCUUGGUCCACGUGGGAACAUUUGAAACUAGAAGGAAAAGGGAACACAAACAUCAGGAUGGCAGUGCCGCUUAGUCCUUUGUAUGACCCAACCAGUGAAAUGAGCAUGGUAGCCAUCAACCAGGCAGUACUGUCCCAGCUGCAGAAGAAUCAACAGGAAUUGCAAGACCUCAAGGACAUCAUUCUUCAUCUUGCUGUUGGCAUCCGCCAAGGGGAACACAGCUCACAUUGGGAAGAAUGCCAAGCCAUGAUUGAGUCUAAACUGAGGGAGAUGCCAACAGCUGGAGAGCCACAGUGUGAGAUGCCGGUGCCUACUGAGUUCACGGAACUGCAUGUCAAAGGUGCAGAUCAUACCCAAGAGUCGGAUCAGGAGUCAGGGGCAGAGUCACAGACUUGUCACCUACCCAACCAAUGUCCUCAAGACCUCAUCCAGUGUGAUCCUGAGAGUUUCCAUGGACUAAGAUUCCCAGAGCCCUUGGUGGUACAGGCCAGGACGGAAAGGCAUCUUGUCUGCAGGAUUAGUACUGUCGAAGACUCCUCCAGAUAUCAGCAGGACAAAGAACCUAACAAGGACUUGGUGGCCUCUGCAGACAGGGUGGAGGCCCACCCCAGCAGCCUGACUCUACAAUACUUGAGCAAGAUUGAAGCCUGCCCAUGCUGGCUUAUCCUGGACUGCUGGGUCCUGUUCAUGGUCCCUGAGGAUCUCUUGCUGGGAAUGCCCUGGGCCUAUGCCUGGGUUCCAGACCAGGGGCUCCAAGGGACCUUCCACUGGCUGGAGGCUGUUGAAGUAAAUGGUGCCUCCAGAAAGCAACUGCAAAUGGCAGACAACCAGGUGGUGGUGAUGUGCAAGGAUUGGGUGAAGCCCUGUUGUGGGCUGACUUCAGGAUACCCAUGUGAGCCCUGCAUCUGUCUGUGUGCCCCACCCAGUGGUUAUGUGUACUGCUGGGUCUCCUUCGUGGCCAUGGAGAAUAUCACUACAAGAAUGCCAAGGAUCCAAGGCCAGUUCCCAGACCUGAGCCUUGAGGAACCCUUCCGCUUGGCUGAUGCCAUCGAGGUAUAUGAUACCUGCGGUGAUCAGCAGGACAAAAAACUUGACGAGAACUUGAUGGCCUCUGGAGAUAGCAUGCAGAUGGAUGCCUGCAGGCUAAGCUUGGACUCAGUACAGCAGCCAGAAGCCUUGUUCUGCCUCACUCCGGCUGUGAUAUAUCAUUGGGACCCUACUGAAGCCAAUGUGAAUGUUGCCUUUGGUCUGCCCUGUCCCUGUGGCUGGGAAUGGAACCCGACCAUGCAUUUGAAGAGGCCAUUCCACUGGGCCCACGCCAUUGAAGCCCACACCUCUGGCACAGAGCUGGGAGAGGAAGAGGAAAUGGACUCCUCCAGGGAGGAGGAAGAGGGAGCACUGCCCAGGGAGCUGGCUGAGGCCCACCAUGGGUCUCUGCAGCAGCUUUCCAUUGAUGAACCUCAUGUAGCCUGCAAUUCCUGGCUCCUGUUGUCCACCAGAAUUUUGUCUAAAAUGCUGUGGAUGAUUUACCAAGGUACCAGAAAUUCUUUGUGGUAACCAUGUCAGAGAUAUAACCUCGCCAUGUCAGAAAUGUAACCUCUCUACUUUCCAUAAUGCCCUAUAAAGAAAUCUAGUUU
Molecule: messenger RNA, 2107 nt
Organism: Ochotona curzoniae (black-lipped pika)
Lineage: Eukaryota; Metazoa; Chordata; Mammalia; Lagomorpha; Ochotonidae
Exons: 13
Coding region: 381-2027 (548 amino acids)
Source: RefSeq, a predicted model, not a curated record